This is a messenger RNA of Lachnellula hyalina, 657 nucleotides long. RefSeq lists its product as uncharacterized. The record is from RefSeq and is a predicted model, not a curated record. Gene Ontology annotation, biological process: mitotic sister chromatid segregation. Lineage: Eukaryota; Fungi; Ascomycota; Leotiomycetes; Helotiales; Lachnaceae. The transcript is spliced from 2 exons. The coding region runs from base 1 to 657 and encodes 218 amino acids. Gene Ontology annotation, cellular component: kinetochore; MIS12/MIND type complex.
AUGGCGGAACCGCGCAAGAUCGAACUCCAAUCCCCCGAGGACCUACAACAUUUGAUCGCGAUAGCCCGACGCGCUGCGAAUGAGAAAAUAGACCAGGCGUUACCGCCUAUGGAGGGAGAUGUCGAGGAUGCGAUGAGAAAAGCUGUUGAGAAGGAUGUGCAUAAUUACAUCAACAACGUCUACACGGCCACAUUCCCUUCCAUAACACUCAACGGCCUCACCCCCGACCCAGAAAUCCUUCAAAAAACCGACAUCAACACGCAAGGCGUAGAAGAAGAAUACGAGCCCUUCAACGCGAAACUCUUCUCGCGCGCCAAAGACCUCGCGCGGCAGGAAGAAGACUUGAUUGAGGAAAUCGCCGCGCUGCGACGGAAGGUGCCAGGGAAGGUUUUGGAGGCCACGAAGAAGGGGUAUAGGGAAGGUGUUGAGGCGGAUGAGGAGGCGGUUAGGGGCGUGGAGGAGAGGGUCAGAGGCGGGGUGGUAAGGGGGGAUGUGUUGGGUGUGAGGGCGUUAGAUAGGCAGGGGGGUGUGGAGGCGGGGUGGAAAGAAGGUGUUGAGGGGUUGCAGAGGGUUUUGGGGGAGAUGCCAGGGGUGGUGGCCCGGUGUGAGAGGGCGGGGAAAGCGGAGGGGUAUGUGGAUGGGAUGGAGGGAAAGUGA